AUGAGCCGAAGCUCUCAGGGACCCUCUCCACCCCUCAGUGGCAUGGGCCAGCCCACAGCCAGGAGCACUCAGCAUACGGGCCGACCCGCCUUGCGGGAGCACCCGCUCGACCCAAUCCACUCCCGGGGCCCGAGGAGACCACCCAACCCCCGGAGGGGAGGGGAGGAAAUCACGGAACCUCGGGAUAUUGUAUUGACGUUACUAUGCGCCAUUUGUGUAUUAGGAGAUCGACGUUAUAUCGCUAUUCCUGUCGAUGAUGUUGAUGAUAUCGACAUCAUCAAGGUGAAUGCAAUCACACCUUCGUUAUCAAGGAUAGCAAAACAAACAAAAGCGUAUGUAUCUAGCGUUUCUCAUCAAGAUGAUUCCGUGAUACAGCGUUCUGAGCGAUUAGCAACGCAUGUCCUGGAUUAUGUUGAUUUCGGAGGAUAUACCGGAUCCAAUGGAGCUUUCAGUUGGUAUGCUGAUUAUCCGGCUCAUCGUUCGUAAUUUUCUGUAAUAAUAACUUACUGAAACAAAUUGAAGAGAACAUCAUUGUGUAGUAUAUAAUAUUAGAA
Acromyrmex echinatior (Panamanian leafcutter ant) is the source of this 554-nucleotide messenger RNA. RefSeq lists its product as uncharacterized. The record is from RefSeq and is a predicted model, not a curated record. NCBI's taxonomy places the organism in Eukaryota, Metazoa, Arthropoda, Insecta, Hymenoptera, Formicidae.